CACGUGGGUGAACAGAUGAGAUACUCAGGGUGAAGUUGAACUCCAACACGGUGUCUUCUCCAACAGCUCAGGUCGUCUGUGUGGAGGAGAAAAGGAAGAUGAGGUUUGUCAACUCAUGGAAACAUUGAAUUUGUGAGACGAAAACAUGGCCGAAUCAGCAGACAACGUGGAGACCUUCUUGGAGGACUUCAGGGAGGAGAUCAUGUCUGGGUUGAGGUCACCUGAAGCUGUCAUCGAGGCCUGGACGUCCCGACAGAUGAGCACACAACAGGAAACGACAGACCUCAGUGAUGCGGUGACACCAGAGGAACAAAUGAGGGCGCUGUUUGAUUCUGUGGAGAACGGGACGUCACAAACCAAAGCCAGCUUCUACAAACUGCUGGAAGAGGAGGAUCCUGCACUCAUACGCCAUUUAGACCAAAGACGACGAAACAACAAGAAGACCCAAACAGAGCAGGAGAGGACAUCAGAAAAUAUCAGACAAACAGACGUUAAAUCUAAAAGGGAAGCAAUUAAAAGACAAAAGCAAUUGAUGAGUCAAAUAUUGGAAGAUAUUGAACAACUCUGGGAGGAAAAACAAAGAGAAACCAAGACUAAAAUACAGCAGCAACAAGAAGACAUCGACAAACUGAAAGCAGAGAAAUAUGAGCAGAGUUUACUGAUACAAAGGUUGAGUUCGGAGGUAAAACUUGUUAUUGAGACACUUGUACGGAGGAAAAAUGAAGCGAGGGAGGAAAAAACACAACUUGAGCAAAUGUGGGCAGAAAUAAGAGAAGAGAGUGAAAACCUGGAGAGAAGAAGUGAUGAGAUAAUGAAAGAACGGCAAAAUUUGGAAGCCAUUAAGCGAGUCGGUAAGAGGAAAACUCAAGAAAGUACAAGACAUAAAGAGCAGAAGAACGAAGAGAGAACAGAGAGGCUUCAUGAUUUGGUUAAAAAAUAUGAGAACGAAGCAAAGCAGACGAAAGCACAACUUGAAAGAAACAUGUCAGAUUUAAAGCAGGAGUUGGACAGAAACAGGGAGAACAUAGCGCAACAAAAGGGUCAAAUUGAGCAGAUGAAACUGAACGUGAUGGCGAAUAUCAACAAAAUGAGGCAAAGACGUGAAACUGUUGAAAUCAAGGAAGUCCCCGAAAAAGAGGCCGAGCACAUUUGGAGUAGAUUCAGCAAAAUCAAAAAAGAUAUGGAGAGACUUUGGGAGAUGCUAGAGGGGGAGAGUGAAGAAGAACUGGCAGCGAGUUUGAGUCGAGAGCUUCGGGAAAUGAAAACACAAGCAGAAAGUGGAGAGGAAAGUCUGAAAGCUGACUCGAUGAAGCAGAAACAAGACAUGGAUGAAAGCAUGAGCAUCACACCGGGGGAGGCAACGGAGAGGCAAAAACAAGACAUAGAAAACAAACUUCUACAAAUCCAAAGUGAAAGGGAGGACAUGGAGAGAAGACGAGGUGAAAUACAAAUAGAAAGGGUAAAGAUAGAAAGAGACAGGCAGACAGCGAAGAAGGAGAUGGAGAAGGUGAAACGUAUGAAGGAAAGCAUCGAAAGACAGAAAGGGGAGCUGGAGGACAAGUUACGUAAGGUGAAGAAAGAGAUAAGAGAGAUGGAGGUGAUGAACGCUGAGACGGAAAUAAAGAAGAAGAACCUGGUGAAAAUGAUGAGAAUGAGCAAAAGAAAAGAGGAGGAGAUCAGCAGGAUGAAGGAGGAGCUGGAAAAAACAGAGCGAAACACAGAGGAAGGGCAGGAGUCGAAGGCCCGAGUCAAGUGGAUCAACUUCCAGAUCCAAAAGCAGAAACGUCAGCUGGACCAGAGGCUGGAGAAGACCAUGAGAGAGAGGGAUGAGCUGGAAAUCAUGAAGAUUAAGAUGAAACGGCAAAAGGAGGAGCUGCAACAGAAACUGGAAGAUACGUUGACGAAGAUUUUAACUGUGGCCGAGAUGAAAGGGAACAUGGAAAAAGCUGCUGCGGACUUGAACAGCACUCGAGAGGAGAUGAGUAAAACCCAAAGGACGACAGAAGAGAACAGGGAAGAUGUGAGGAAACACAUGGAAAAGCUGAAGACCAUCAAAGCUCAGGUCAGCAGAUGGAUUCUGACAGAAUCUGCAAUCAAAAAGACUAUUUCAGUACAAAAGUUUAACCUCCAGGACCUGCAGACUAAACCAGGCCGAAGCCUCCUGGAGCAAGAAACAUCUGAGGAUCAACCAGACAAAGACGGAGCAGGAGAUGAAAUUAAGGAGGCAGUAAUGUCUGAAGUCCAGCAUCAAAGCAAAGACACCAAAGAAGAAGACGACGAUGACUAUGAGCGUUCGGCCCAUAAGGGAAGAGAAGAAGUUCGCUUCUUUGCUGUGAACAUAAAAGAAGAACAGAAUAUCCUUUAUCAAGUGCAGACUGAAGUUCACGAACAAACAGGGAUGGAUCAUAAUGAGGAGGAACUAGAGCUGAAUCGAAGAGAAAAGGAGGAGAUUGAAAACCAAAUAUACAAACUUCAGGAGAGGGAGGAGAGAAUAAGGGAGGACAUAAGGUACGAUAUGGACGACAUGGAAGAAAGAAGUCGAGAGGUUAAAAGACUGAUCAUGGAAAUGAAUGAGAUAAUGAGCGAAAGACCAGAAACUCAGAUUGGAUUACAGAUUACAAUAUCGGCAAAAGGAACGACUGAACUUCUGAAAGAAACAGAAAACACAGAAAUUUGGAGGACGAUUACUGCUGUGUUGAGAGAGGAAAAGGAGGAAAUAAUCACAGAGCAACAAGAGCAAACCGAGUCUGAGUUGAUAGAAGUAGAUGUUGAGAAAUUGGAUGAUCUGCAGAAAAGUGAUGUGAGAAACACUGAGAUGCAAAGACUUCAGGAAGAGGUUAACACCACCAGAGAACUGAUCCUGGAACUGAUCCAAGAAGCAGAUCAAAGUUUCACUGAGGAAGAGCUUGAAGCUGAAGAAGGUAGUGACAUUGAAAACCUGCUACACGAUAUGAAGCAUUUCAGAGAAGUUUUAAUCAUGGUAAAGAAUAUCAUGAUGCAUUUAAAAGAAGAAAUGAAUAACAUGAAACUGAUGAAAAUCGCUGCAAAAAAGCAAAAAAGAGAUCUAGACCAGAGAUUGGAGAAAACCCUGAGAGAAAGAGAUGAAUUGGAUAUUCUCAAACUCAAAGUGCAAAAACAAAACGACGAAAUUCAGCAGAAGGUGGUAAAAAUGUUAAAAAUUAGAAGUGACGUUGAGAGAAUAGCUGCAAGGACUAAAAAAAGAAGCGAGGAUGUGGAAAUUGUUGUUAGAGAGAGUGAAGUAAAAGUGGGAGCUUUGAAAGAUCUGCACGGUGAGACUGAAGCCAAGAAACAAGAGACAGAGACAUUAAAGGCAAAAAUUCAGGCUGAACGGGACAAAAUGAGAGUCGUCCAACAACAGACUGAGGCAGAAAUAAAAGAAAUUAAGGGAAUCAUGCACAAAAAAACACAGGAACUUGAUGUCAAAAUGCAAAUGACCAAAAGAGAAAUAAGAGAGAAGGAGCUGGUGAAGUCAGAACUGGAAAUAAAACGAAGAGAAAAUGAACAGACUGUUAGAAAAGGCAUGAGGAAGAAGCAGGAGGUUGAAACAAUAUGGAAUGAAAUCAAAAGAGAAAAGGAGUCACUGAGGAAAGAAAGCAAAAGGAGACAAAGAGAUCUGGACCAGAGGCUGGAGAGGACGAUGAGAGCGAGGGACGACUUGGAAAUGAUGAAGAUAAAACUGCAACAACAAAAGAAGGAGGUGUCGGAGGAGAUGGAGGCCGUUAAGAGAGAACAGAAAAGGUUAAAAGACCAGGAACGACCAGAGACGAAAGCAAACCAGGCCUCCACUACUGUCGAUCAUUUCAUUGGUCACCUUCAGAAUGUGACAAGAAACAUCAACACACACUUGGAAGUCGUUUGUGAGGAGAUGAGAACUCUGAAAAAUGUCAACGCUGAGCUGGAAAAGCAAAGAGAGGUGGUCCAGUUAAUGCAAUAUGAGAACAGGAACGUGGAAGAUGUUAUGCGCAAAAUAAAACUCCAGAUGCAGAUAAAAAUGCAACAAAUGACCAAAAAUGAGAUGGACGAGCUGAACCGGAUGAAAGAGAGUAUCCAAAAAGACAAACUGGAGCUCGAUUUCACGUUGGAAAAGGUUAAAAGAGAAAGAAGGGAGAUGGAAGUGUUGAGAUCAGAGGUGGAAAUGAAUAAAAGGGAAAAUGAGAGGAUGGUUCGAAGGGCAAUAAGGAAAGAACAAGAUGCAAAAAAGACAUGGGGUGAAGUCAGAGAAGAGAAAGAGGCUCUACAGAGGGAGACGCAAAAGAAGAAGAAAGACCUGGAGCAAAGGCUGCGGACGAUAAUAAGAGAGAGGGAGGAGUUAGAAAUAAAGACGCUGCAGCUGCAAAGAGAGAAAGACGGUGACAAAGGUGUAAUGGUGUCAGAGAACAUUCAGAAGCUGAUGUAUUCAUGUGCAGAGAAAGUUAAACGUAUGAAAAAAGACACCGAAGCGAUGAGCGAAGCUGUUAAAGACGACAAAAUACAAAUCAAAGCUCAAGCAGAUGAAGUGGAAAACAUCAAGAUGGAGAUUAAAAGACAAAAGGACACAAUGACGGCUGCUUUAGAGAAUAUUCAACAAGGGCGAAAAUAUCUUGAACAGGUGGAGACGAACAUCGACAAGCAGAAGAAAUCAAUAGAGGAAGAAAAAGAGAGAAUCGUACAGAAGUCAGAGGAGUUGGUCCGGAGAGAGAAGGAAUUGGAGAAGGAAAAGGAGGCACUUCUGCUCCGAGCUGACCAGGAAAAGAAAGAACGCAACCAAAUGGAAAGACCGGUUAUUAUUAAUACAGGAGGUGGGAGGGGAAUAAAACCUAAGAAGAAACUUGCCAAGGCAGUGAAAAUAAGAGAAAUGACCCAAGUAGAAGGAGAAAAAGAUGAAGAAAGCGUAAAAAGCGGGAAGAUGAUAGAGUCUCUGCUGCGAACGUCAGGAGGUGUGAUCCAGAAGGAGGAGACGGAGGGUCCGUCGAGGCCCAAAGACCUGGACUCGACGGAAAAAGAAAAACCUGACUCGGAUUCAACGAGGUUAGACGUGGAGAGACGAAUAAAUACGAUGGAACGCGAUAAACAACGCAUCAGAGAGGAGAUGGAACUGUUGAGAAUCACGAAGGCCGAGCUAGAAAAUAAAACAGAAUCUACCGACGGGAUCCUGGAUGAGAUUAACAGAGAGAAAGACAACGUUAAAGGAUUAGCGUUUCAGAUUAACAAAGAAAGGGAGAUGCUUAAGAAUAUCCUAAAGAGACACCAGCACAAAGAUCAACCAGCUAAAGAGGAGGACAGACGAGCAGAAAAAGAAAAACUGGAACAUUUAAGGAGGAAAUUAGAUGCAAUGAAACAAGAGGCCGAAACAACCGCAAACAGUGUCAGAGGCGAGACAGAUCAACUUCGGAAAAUGAAGACGGAAGUGGAAAAUGAGGCACAAACGCUUAAAAAUGAUGUGAAAAGAAUAACUGGAGAAAUGACUCAGAUGAAAAUGACAAUAGGAGCUAAAUGCAAAGAUCUAUUUAAAGGAAGACAGGACGAAAUAAAAACCAAAAUGAACAGAGUAGAGGAAAGUAAAGACGCAAUGCAAAGGCUGUGCGAUGAAUUACAACAGAAGAAAACACAGGUUGAUGAAAAGGGUGAAAAAGUGUCCGGUUAUGUCGAUGAGCUUCACAGACAAAAGGAAGAUCUGAUGAGGAUGAUGCACAAGGAAGAUGAAGAGAAGAUGAACCAGGACUUAAAGCGAGAUCAACAAAAAAUGUUGGAGAAAAAAUCCGAGUUUGAAAACACAAUGACUCAGCUUAAACAAAUGAAAGAACAAAUCGGCAGUUUACUCGAUGAAUCGAACCGAGAGAAAACCGGCGUCAUACAUCUGACUCCUCAAGUUCAAGUGGAAAAGGAUACAUUUCAGAAUAUCAUGACGACUACUACCAGAAAAGAAACAAAAGAAGAAGAACUCAUUGACGACGCAAUUAAAACACAAGUGCAAGAACUGCAGGAUAAGAUGAGGAUUUUAAUGACAGACAGAAAAGAACUGGAGGAGCUGAAAAUGGAUUUGAGCAGGAGGAAAGAAGAGGUUGAACAUGUCAUGGACGACAUCAGAGAAGGAAGAAAACUGCUCAGUGAGAUGAAAGCUGAUGGAGAAAUGUUGAAAAAGGAAAAGAUGAGAAUGCAAGGAAAAAUGUCAGAGGUAAAAAGAAGAGAGGAUCAGAUGCUGGAUCAAAUGAAGUCGCUAGAAACACUGAAAUCGAAACUCAAAUGUGUAAAAGAGCAGAUACACGAAAACACAAAAGACAAACUGAUCCGACUGGAACAAAACAGUGAAGACGUCCAGAAGCUUCGAGUCGUAUUGGAGCAAACAUGUGCAGCUCUGGAUGAACAACAGCAACAAAUGAAGCGUCAUACUGAGAUGUUAGAGAGAGAAAAGGAAGGUUUGGCAUGUUUACAGUCAGAUGAACGUCUCUUGCAAAACCAAGAUCUUCAAAAAACCAAGCUUGAGCUGAAAGAUGAAAAAGAAAUGAUGAGAAAAGAGGAACUGGAGCUGGAGAAGAUGAGGUCUGUCGUCCAGAAACAGACGGAAAUGUUAAAAAGAAAUAGACAAGAGGUGAAGGAAAGGUUGGAAAUGAUCAUGAUGGAGCUACAAAAGCAGAAAGAUGACACAGACCGUCUGCUGAAUGAGAUAAACACUAAGAAAACUAACAUUAGAGAUAUGUCCACCAAGGUUCAGAUGAAAAGACAAGAACUUGAGGAUGUGAUCCAUGUUGUUGCCCAGAAACAGAAUGAACAACAACUUAAAGACAGCGAGAUUGAGAGAAGAACCAAAGAGCUGCAGAACUCCAAUGAUCUACUGGUGAGAGAAAAAGAAGAACUGGAAGGACUGAGGAAGGAUCUGAACAAGAACAGAGAAGAGAACGAAGCUGCUUUGGAUGAUGUUAGAGAACAAAGACAACAGCUGAGUCAGAUGAAGACAAGUGUGGACAUGGACAGACUGAUGCUGGACAAGGAAAGGGAGGAAAUGGAAAGAAGAGAAGAUCAGCUCCUGAGGAAAAUACACAGCGUAGAAACUCUGAGAGAUAAACUCAAGCAGAUCAGUGAUGAAACACGAAAGAAAAGGGACGGAUUUGAGGAAAAGGUGGAAGAUGUGGAAAAGGUCUGUCUGGGAUUGGAACAGAAGCUCAUAGAUCUAGAUCACGAGAGAGCAAAGAUGGAUGAUCACAUGAAAAUGAUGGAGAAAGAAAGGGAUGAUCUGAAAGGAUUACUGUCAGAUGUGUUCAAACAGAGAAAACAAGUAGAAAAAGAGUUGAAGGAAGAGAGAGAAGAUCUGGAUAAAGAGAGAGAAAGGAUGAACAAAGAGAGACUGGAUCUGGAGAUGAUGAGAUCUGAUGUCCAGAAACAAAGUCAGCUUUUACAGCAUCAGAAACAGAACGUGAAACGUGGACUAAAGAGUCUGGAAAUCACCACAGCUGAGAUACAAAAGCAGAAAGAACACACAGACAGUUUAAUGGACAAGAUAAACUCUGAUAAAACCAACAUUAAAGACCUUGUUCUUCAGGUUCAGAGACGAAAAGAUGAAAUUCGGAAUUUUACACGUAUGUUAGCACAGAGAGAACAGGAAGAAGGUGGGAUGAAGCAAAAACUGUUCAUGGAAAAACAAGAUCUUGACAAACUAAGGGAAGAGCAAGAACAUCUGGACAAAAAGAGAGAAAUAAUGAAUAAAGAGAAACUGGAGCUGGAGAAGAUGAGGUCUGACAUCCAGAAACAAAUGGACAUGUUAGAACGAAAACAACAAGACAUAAAUAAAGAAAACAGAAAAGUAGAUCUUCAAAAGUGGACAGAACACACUGGCAGUCUGUUUGGUGGGAAAAACACUGAAAAAGAACAAACGCUCAUGGAUGAAGACAUCAAACAACAAACACAAGACAACAUGAGAAGUGUGUCAGCAGAAAGAGAAGUAGUCGAACUUUCAAGGAAAGAUCUCAACGAGAGGAUAGAGGGGUUUGAAGCUUCCACAAACGACAUCAGAGCAGAGCGGGAACAGCUUAUUCAGAUGACGACGGGGCUUGAAGGGGAGAGUCAGCAGCUUUUGGAUGAAAAUGAUAGAAUGACAGUGAAAAUGGAUGAACUGAAAACAAAAGAGGAUCAGAUGAGGAUUCAAGUCCAGUCCAUGGAGGCUCUGAGAGCAAAACUCCAACAGCUCAGCAGGAGGAUUUACACAGAUACUAAAGACAAAACCCACAGACUAGAACAAAUACUGCUCUGGGUUUUGGAGCAACAUCAGGCAGCCGUGGAUAAACAGAAUAAAAGCAUCACUCAGAUCACUGACACACUAAAGAGAGGGAUGACAGACCUGAUGUAUGUUCUGUCAAACAUCCAAAAGGAAAAAGAGGGUGAAGAAGACCUUAGUAAACUGAGAGUAGAGGGAAAAGACAAAGGAGAGAUGGUUAAGAAAGAAAAACUAGACUUGAAGAAGAUGAGGUCUGACAUUCAGAGACAAAUGGACGUGUUAGAACCAAAGUUUCAAAAUGUAACAGUAAUAGUAACAGAUCAAAAAGAUAAGUUUGAUGAAAAAAUGAAGAUAAAAGAUGUGUUGGAGAGUGAAAAGGCUGAUAUCCAAAAGACAAAAAGCUACUCAGAUAGUCCGUUAUAUGACAAAGAAAAUAUGGAUUUAAAAGAUCUUCAAAAAGUACAGACAGAGGUGAAAGAAGAGAGAGAAGAUUUGGAAAAAGAGAAAGAGAUGAUUAAGAAGGAGAAACUGAACCUGGAGAUGAUGAGGUUUGACAUCCAAAAACAAAUGGACAUGUUAGAACGAAAGAAACUGGACUUAAUGAAGGAAAAAGACACACUGGAAUGUAAAAAGGCUGCUUUCCAACAGAAGAGUCUGUCUGAUGAUCUAAAAACUGACAAAGCCACCAUCGUUAUUCAAGAAAGUCUCAAGAAAGAUGCAGACGAACAAGAUCCUGAAAAGUUGAAACAUGAGAGAGAAGAUCUGGAUAGAGAGAGAGAAAUGAUGAACAAAGAGAAACUGGACUUGGAGACGCUGAGAUCUGAUAUUCAAAGACAAAUGGACAUGUUAGAACAAAAGAAACUAGACUUAAUGAAGGAAAAAGACACAAUGGAAGGUGAAAAGGCUGAUUUCCAGCCGAAGAUAAAACCCAGGCUGUCUGAUGAUCUAAGAACUGACACCAUUGCUAUUCAAGUUCAGAAAGAAAAAGAUGAACAAGAUCUGGAAAAACUUAAAGUAGAGCUGAAAGAAGAGAGAGAAUAUCUGGAAAAAGAGAGAGAGAUGAUUAAUAAAGAGAAACUGGACCUGAAGAUGAUGAGGUUGGACAACCAGAGACAAAUGGACAUGUUAGAACAAAAGAAACUAGACUUAAUUAAGGAAAAAGACAUGUUGGAAAUUGAGAAAGCUGAUUUCCAAAAGAAAAAAGACCACGCUGAUGAUCUUGAAGAUAAGAUAGACACUGACGAAGCCAAUGUGGUUCUUAAAGAUCUUGAAAAACUUGAAGCAGACCUGAAAGAAAAGACAGUAGAUCUGGAUAAAGAGAGAGAGAUGAUGAGGUUUGACAUCCAAAAACAGGCCAACAUGUUAGAGCAAGAUACACAAGAUUUAAUGAAGGAAAAAGACACACUGGAAAUUAAGAAGACUGAGAAGAAAGACACCACGGAAAAUUUGUUAGAUGAUAUAAACGCUGACUACGCAAAUGUGGCUUUUCAAGAUCUGAAAAAACUCAGAGCAGAGCUGAAAAAAGAGAGAGAAGUUCUCGAUAAAGAGAGAAAGAUGAUGAACAAAGAGAAACUGGAUCUGGAGAAAAUUAGAUCUGAUAUUAAGACACAAAUGGACAUGUUAGAACAAAGGAAACAAGACUUAAUGAAGGAAAAAGACACGAUGGAAGGUGAAAAGGCUGAUUUCCAACAGAAGAGUCUGUCUGAUGAUCUAAAAACUGACAAAGUCACCAUUGUUAUUCAAGAAAGUCUCAAGAAAGAUGCAGACGAACAAGACCCUGAAAAGUUGAAAGAUGAGAGAGAGGAUCUAGAUGAAGAGAGAGAAAUGAAGAACAAAGAGAAACUGGACUUGGAGAAGCUGAGGUUUGACAUCCAGAGACAAAUGGACAUGUUAGAACAAAAGAAAAUAGAUUUAAUGAAGGAAAGAGACAUGCUGGAAAUGGAAAAAGCUGAUUUCCAACAGAAGAGUCUGUCUGAUGAUCUAAAAACUGACAAAGCCACCAUGGUUAUUCAAGAAAGUCUCAAGAAAUACGGAGACGAACAAGACCCUGAAAAGUUGAGAGAUGAGAGAGAAGAUCUAGAUAAAGAAAGAGAGAUGAUUAAUAAAGAGAAACUGAACCUGGAUAUGAUGAGGUUUGACAUCCAGAGACAAAUGAACAUGUUAGAACAAAAGAAACUAGACUUAAUGAAGGAAAAAGACAUGAUGGAGAUGGAAAAAGCUGAUUUCCAACAGAAGAUAAAACCCAGUCUGUCUGAUGAUCUAAAAACUUACACUACUGCUAUUCAAGUUCAGAAAGAAAAAGAUGAACAAGAUCUGGAAAAACUUAAAACAAAGCUGAAAGAAGAGAGAGAAUAUCUGAAUAAAGAAAGAGAGAUGAUUAAUAAAGAGAAACUGAACCUGGAGAUGAUGAGGUUUGACAUACAGAGACAAAUGGACAUGUUAGAACGAAAGAAACUAGACUUAAUGAAGGAAAAAGACACGAUGGAAGGUGAAAAGGCUGAUUUCCAACAGAUGAUAAAAUACAGUCUGUCUGAUGAUCUAAAAACUGACAAAGCGACCACUGUUAUUCAAGAAAGUCUCAAGAAAUACGGAGACGAACAAGACCCUGAAAAGUUGAGAGAUGAGAGAGAAGAUCUAGAUAAAGAAAGAGAGAUGAUUAUUAAAGAAAAACUGAACCUGGAGAUGAUGAGGUUUGAUAUCCAGAGACAAAUGAACAUGUUAGAACAAAAGAAACUAGAAUUAAUGAAGGAAAAAGACAUGUUGGAAAUGGAAAAAGCUGAUUUUCAAAAGAAAAAAGACUACACUGACAAUGUAGAAGGUGAGAUAGACACUACACUAACACAGGAUCUUCAAGUUAUGGAAAAACUCAGAGCAGAGCUGAAAGAAGAAAGAGAAGAUCUUGACAAAGAGACAAAGUUGAAGUCAAACAUUCAAAAGCAAACAGCCACGUUAGAACGAAGCAGACGUGAUCUAAUGAAGGAGAAAGACGUGUUGGUUUUCAUGAAGACUGAGCUACAACAGAUGAAACACCACAUAGAUGCUCUGCUCAAUGAAGCAAACACAGAGAGAAGAAACAUCAAAGAUCUAGCAACCCAGGUGAAAACCAAAAGAAAUGAAAUUGAGAAUGUUGUAAACACUAUUGCUUUACAACAAAAAGAACUACAAGUCAAGGAUGAGGAUAUGAAAAGACUAAGAGAAGAACUUGACCUUUUGAGGAAAGAGUUCACCAAGAAAAAACAACAGGUUGAAGCUUCCACAGACAGAAUGAGAACGGAGGAGGACGAAAAUGAAGCAGAAGUGAGUGAGCUGCAGACGAGACGAAAUCAGCUCAUGAGGAAAAUGCAAAAACUGAAGCAACUGGCUGACAUAACAUGUUUAGACAUCAAAAACAAAAUGGAUGGACUCCAUAAAUUACGUCUCGUGUUUGAACAAAAACGAGAAGAACUCGAUCAAGAAAGAGAGAAAAUGUCGAUUAAUUCUGAACUGUUUAACAGAGAAAAACAAGGUCUAAUGAGCGUCGCCUCAGACAUGAUUAAAUACAUAAAACAAAGGGGGGAUCAAUACAAGGCAGAGGAGGUUGUAGAAAUAGGAGGUCAAGAGAAAACUGAGGAGGAUUUGGGAAAAACAAAGGAGAAAAUGGAUUUAAUGAGGUCUGAAAUAUGGAGACAAACCCAUCUACUGCAGCAGAAUAAACAAGAUACACUAAGGAAAAAAGAUGAGCUGGAAAUGACACUGAAUGAGCUUGAGAACAACAAAAGACACAUAAGCAGUUUACAUGAUGAAAUAAAAAUGAAGAGAAGGAACAUGGAAGAUAUUGCAGAUCGGAUUCAGAAAGAAAAACAACUUGAGAAUGUUGUGAGCGCUAUCACCCUGAAACAGACAGAGCAAGAGGUGAAGAAAGAAAUAGAAGAGCUGCAGUACAGUAAAAGCACAUUAUUGGACGAAAAAGAAGAACUGGAGCUUACAAGGAAGGAGAAAGAGGAGGAGGAUGAAGGUCAGGACGAAACAGAGAGAAAACUACUGACUGAAGUAAACAAGGGAAGAGAAAGAAAACCAAUGAGACCGGAGGAGCUGCAAAGGGGAUUCAAAGAAGGUCAAGAAACUCUGGAAGCUAAACUCAAAGCCCUGAAUGAAAGCGUAAAACUAAUAGAAAAUGAACUGUGCACUUUGCUGGAACAAACAAGUGCAGAAUUGGAUCAGGAGAAGCAAAACAUGUCUGCACUCAGUGAAAGGUUUCACAGAGAGAAGAAAAGUUUGAUCAGGACCAUAACAAAGAUCCGAGUGAAGAAAGAAACAGUCACUGGUGAAAUAGAAAAUGUCGACAAACUGAAAAAUGAGUUAAAACAAGAGAAGAAGCGUCUUGAAGGACUACGAGAGAAGAUAAACGAAGAGAAACUGGACUUGGAGAUGAUGAGGUCUGACGUCCAGGAACGGAAUAAAAUAUUAGAAAAGCAACAGCAAAAACUAGAAGCGGAAAAGAUUGAGCUACAGAACAAAAAAAUAUUUACAGAGAGUCUUCUUAAUGACAUGACCGCCGAGAGAAGCAAAAUUAGAGAGCAGGCCGACAAAGUUCAGGCAGAAAGAAAGAAACUGGAUCAAGUUCUGAGCACGAUUCACUUCAAACAAAAAGAACAAGAACUGAAAGAUGAUGAGUUAAGGAAACAAACAGAGGAACUACAAAAGCGGAAAAGUAUUGUACAUGAGGAAAGACAAGAACUGGAACUUUUCAGGAAGGAUCUCAGGAAAAAAGAAGAAGCUGAAAAGAUCAUGAACAGCAUCAGUGAAGAGAAAAAGAACCUGGAGAAAAUGAGGAUUAAUGUUGAGGCUGAGAAGGUAUCGCUUACCGAGGAAAAGGACAAAAUGGAGAAAGACCUAAAAGAGAAAGAAGAUCAGCUCAUGAGAAGUGUACAGUCCUUAAAAAGUAUCAAAGAGAAGACAGAAAAGACAUACUGUGACAUCAGAAAUAAGAUCGGCAAAUUAGAAGAAUGCAAAAGUAAAGCACAAAAUGUACACGAUGAACUGCAGAAAAGUCUUAUCAGUCUUCAUGAAAAGGCCAGCGAGGUACCGGGUUACUUCGAAAGGAUACAGAGAGAAAAGAAAAGUCUGUUAAGAAUGAAAGAAAACAUGGAAAAUCAGCUACAACAAGAGAUUAUUUUGGAGAAACAAGAUCUUGAAAAGCUCAAGAUGGAGAUGAAAGAAGAAAGAGGCAAUCUGGAUAAAGAAAGAGAGAUGAUGAACAAACAGAAACUAGACCUGAAGAUGAUGAGAUCUGACAUGAGGAAACAACAUAAACUAUUAGAGCAAAGUAAUGAAGAUAUAAAAGAGGCAAAAGAAUUGAUGCAAAUAUCAAUAAAUGGACUGGAAAAGAAGAAAGAAAAGAUAGAAAGUCUAAUGGAUGAGGUGCGCAACAAGAAAGACAACAUUGAAGAUCUGGGAAAGCAGAUUCAGACUAAAUAUGCAGAAGUGGAAAUUGUCAUAAAAAUGAGAGAAAAAGAGCAAAAAGUCAAGGAUGAAGAGAUCAGAAGACAAACAGAGGAGCUGCAACUCAGCAAAAUCAAUUUAUCAGCAGAAAGAGAAGAACUGGAACUUUUGAGGAAAGAUCUGAGCAAGAAGAAAGUAGAGGUUGAAAUGGAACAAAAAACUCUUGAAGAUGACAAAAAUAAAAUGAAACAGGACCAGUCAGAAUUUAUAACAAGAGAGAAAGAGUUGAUGAGUAAAGUGGAAGUGAUGUCAACUAUGAUACAGAACUUGAAUCAUCUGAUUGAAGACAUGAAAAACAGAGAGAAAAGACUAGAGCAACACACUGAAGAUGUUCACAAACUGUACAGUGAAAUGACUGAAAAAGAAGCAAAGUUUGAUCAGGGAAGAGUGGAGCUGCCUGGUUUCAUCGACCUGUUAAAGACAGAAAUGGAGGGUCUGCAGAGGAUUGUGUCCGAUAUGGUGAUGAAGCAAGAAGACAUGAACAAUCAACUGAAGGAAGAACAGCGUAUUGACAUCCGUGAAGCGGAGAUGAUGCAAGAGAAGGAGAAUCUGGAAAAACAAGCAGAGAUGAUGAACAAAGAGAAACUAGACCUGAAGAUGAUGAGAUCUGACAUGAGGAAACAAUAUAAACUAUUAGAGCAAAGUAAUGAAGAUAUAAAAGAGGCAAAAGAAUUGAUGCAAAUCUCAAUAAAUGAACUGGAAAAGAAGAAAGAAAAGAUAGAAAGUCUAAUGGAUGAGGUGCGCAACAAGAAAGACAACACUGAAGAUCUGGAAAAGCAGAUUCAGACUAAAUAUGCAGAAGUGGAAAGUGCCAUAAAAAUAAAAGAAAAAGAACUAAAAGUCAAGGAUGAAGAGCUCAGAAGACAAACAGAGGAGCUGCAACUCAGUCAAAUCAAUUUAUCAGCAGAAAGAGAAGAACUGGAACUUUUGAGGAAAGAUCUGAGCAAGAAGACAGAAGAGGUUGAAACGGAAAGAAAAACGGUGGAGAAAGAAAGCGAAAAAAUGAAACAGGACCAGACAGAAUUUAUAGAAAGAGAGAAAGAGUUGAUGAGUAAAGUGGAAGUGAUGUCAACUAUGAUAGAGAAAGUGAAUCACCUGAUCGAAGACAUGAAAAACAGAGAGAAAAGAUUAGAGCAACACACUGAAGAUGUUCACAAACUGUACAGUGAAAUGACUGAAAAAGAAGCAAAGUUUGAUCAGGGAAGAGUGGAGCUGCCUGGUUUCAUCGACCUGUUAAAGACAGAAAUGGAAGGUCUGCAGAAGAUUGUGUCAGAUAUGGUGAUAAAACAAGAAACCAUGAACAAUCAACUGAAGGAAGAACGGCGUAUUGAAAUCCGUGAAGCGGAGAUGAUGCAAGAAAAGGAGAAUCUGGAAAAACAAGCUGAGAUGAUGAACAAAGAGAAACUAGACCUGAAGAUGAUGAGAUCUGACAUGAGGAAACAAUAUAAACUAUUAGAGCAAAGUAACGAAGAUAUAAAAGAGGCAAAAGAAUUGAUGCAAAUCUCAAUAAAUGGACUGGAAAAGAAGAAAGAAAAGAUAGAAAGUCUAAUGGAUGAGGUGCGCAACAAGAAAGACAACAUUGAAGAUCUGGAAAAGCAGAUUCAGACUAAAUAUGCAGAAGUGGAAAAUGUCAUAAAAAUAAAAGAAAAAGAACUACAAGUCAAGGAUGAAGAGAUCAGAAGACAAACAGAGGAGCUGCAACUCAGUAAAAUCAAUUUAUCAGCAGAAAGAGAAGAACUGGAACUUUUGAGGAAAGAUCUGAGCAAGAAGACAGAAGAGGUUGAAACGGAAAGAAAAACGGUGGAGAAAGAAAGCGAAAAAAUGAAACGGGACCAGACAGAAUUUAUAACAAGAGAGAAAGAGUUGAUGAGUAAAGUGGAAGUGAUGUCAACUAUGAUAGAGAAAGUGAAUCACCUGAUCGAAGACAUGAAAAACAGAGAGAAAAGAUUAGAGCAACACACUGAAGAUGUUCACAAACUGUACAGUGAAAUGACUGAAAAAGAAGCAAAGUUUGAUCAGGGAAGAGUGGAGCUGCCUGGUUUCAUCGACCUGUUAAAGACAGAAAUGGAAGGUCUGCAGAGGAUUGUGUCAGAUAUGGUGAUAAAGCAAGAAACCAUGAACAAUCAACUGAAGGAAGAACGGCGUAUUGAAAUCCGUGAAGCGGAGAUGAUGCAAGAAAAGGAGAAUCUGGAAAAACAAGCAGAGAGGAUGAACAAAGAGAAACUAGACUUGAAGAUGAUGAGAUCUGACAUGAGGAAACAAUAUAAACUAUUAGAGCAAAGUAACGAAGAUAUAAAAGAGGCAAAAGAAUUGAUGCAAAUCUCAAUAAAUGGACUGGAAAAGAAGAAAGAAAAGAUAGAAAGUCUAAUGGAUGAGGUGCACAACAAGAAAGACAACAUUGAAGAUCUGGAAAAGCAGAUUCAGACUAAAUAUGCAGAAGUGGAAAAUGUCAUAAAAAUAAAAGAAAAAGAACUAAAAGUCAAGGAUGAAGAGAUCAGAAGACAAACAGAGGAGCUGCAACUCUGUAAAAUCAAUUUAUCAGCAGAAAGAGAAGAACUGGAACUUUUGAGGAAAGGUCUGAGCAAGAAGAAAGAAGAGGUUGACACGGAAAGAAAAACGGUGGAGAAAGAAAGCGAAAAAAUGAAACAGGACCAGACAGAAUUUAUAACAAGAGAGAAAGAGUUGAUGAGUAAAGUGGAAAUGAUGUCAACUAUGAAAGAGAAAGUGAAUCAUCUGAUGGAAGACAUGAAAAACAGAGAGAAAAGACUAGAGCAACACACUGAAGACGUUCACAAACUGUACAGUGAAAUGACUGAAAAAGAAGCAAAGUUUGAUCAGGGAAGAGUGGAGCUGCCUGGUUUCAUCGACCUGUUAAAGACAGAAAUGGAAGGUCUGCAGAGGAUUGUGUCAGAUAUGGUGAUGAAGCAAGAAGACAUGAACAAUCAACUGAAGGAAGAACAUGCACUGGAAAAACGAAAUCUUGAAAAACUGAAGACACGGAUUUUGCACAAGGAAGCUGAUCUGGAAAAAAUACAGAAAAUGACGAUCGAUGAGAUACAGCACUUGGAGGUGAUGAAGUCUGAUAUCGAAAAAAGGACAAAUCAACUCAAAAGUGAAGAACAGCGAAUAAAAGAAAUGAAAGGAGAGUUGGAAAUGACAAGAUCCGAGAUACAGAACAAGAAGGAAAAUGUCAGCGCUGUCCUCGAGGAGAUGAACAGAAGGAAAAGCAAAAUGGAUGAAAUGAUUCUUCAAGCGCAAAGACAAAGAGAUCAAAUAGAGGGAUUCAUGAAUAAUGUCGCUAGAAAAGUGAAAAAACUAAUGGGCGACGAUAUUAAAAGGCAAAUAGAAGAACUAAAGCACAGUGAGACCCAUGUACAAGAAGGAAGAGAAAAACUGAAACUUUUACAGCUUGACGUAAAAAACACAACAGCUAAGUUUAAAGCUGCAGCAAAUGACAUCAGAAGAGAGAAACAAGAACUGAGUCAGCUGAAGAUUCAUGUUGACAUGGACGUAGAAAUGCUGUCAAAUGAAAGGGAAAGAAUCAAAGAAGAGAAAGUGACGCUGAGAAUAAAAGAGGAACGGCUUGAAAGUGACGUUAAGUGCAUGGAAUCUCUGAAAACAAAAGUUAAACGGCUCAGCGAAAGGAUGCACGAGGACAUGAAACUGAAAAUGGACCAGUUACAACAAAACAACCAGCAGGUCCUGAAACUGCACAAUGAGCUGGAACAAAAGCAUGCAGAACUAGACAGGCAGAAAGAAAAAAUAUCUUGUUACACUGAGAUGUUGGAGAGGGAAAAAGAGGGUGUGAUAACAGUGAUGUCAGAUAUGAUCGUCCAGAGAGGAAAAAUGCAAAGUCAGUGGAAGGAAAAGAUUGAAUCUGAAAUAAAUCAACUUGAAAUGUUUAAGUUAGAGAUGAAACAGGAGAGAGAAGGUCUGGAUAAAGAGAGAGAGAUGAUGGAACUGAUGAGAUCUGACAUCCAGAAGGAAGACGAUAUGUUAAAGAGAAAUAAAGAGGCAAUACUGGAGGAAAGAGACGUGUUGGAAAUCGAAAAGACUGAACUCCGAAAGCAGAAAGAGCUCACAGACCAUCUGAUGGAUGAGAAGAUUAAAAUCAGAGAGAUGUCUGCAGAGGUUCAGACACAAAGACAAGAACUUGAAAAACUAAAAGCAAAGGUGAAACGAGAGAGCGAUAGUUUGGAUAAAGAGAGACUGGAUGUGGAGAAGAGAAGAUCUGACAUUAAGAAACAAAGUCAGCUUUUCCAGCGUCAGAAACAAAACAUAGAACGUGGAUUGAAGAGUUUGGAAAUCACCACAGCUGAGAUGCAAAAGCAGAAAGAACGCACAGACAGUUUACUGGAUGAGAUAAACACUGAGAAAACCAACAUUAAAGACCUGGUUCUUCAGGUUCAGAAAGGAAAAGAUGAAGUGCAGACUCUAGUGAAAGCCAUCGCCUUGAAGCAGAAAGAACAAGCACUGAAAGAAGAGAACAUCGAAAGAGAAACUCAAGAACUAUACAACAGCAGGAUCACUUUGUUAGCAGAAAGAGAAGAACUGAAUAAAUGCAAAGAAGAGGUGGAAGUUGCCAUGGAUAGUAUCAAUGCCGAGAAAAACCAGCUCAUUACAAUGAAAACUGAAGUUGACAUGGAGAGAGAAAGGCUUCAGAGAGAAAGAAAAAUGACUGAGCAGGAGAUGAAGGAUGUGAAGGUGACAAAAGAUGAGCUUGCAAAUAUAAUCCAGUCUAUAAAAACCCUGAGCACAAACCUCAAACAUCUGAAUAAAAGGAACAUGGAGGAUAUAGAAAAAGUCAAACUAAGUAACGAACAUGUUGUCAAGUUGUGCAAUUUACUGGAGAAGAGUCGUGAAGAUCUCAGUGAGAAGAAAGGGAGGAUGAAUGUGUACACUGAAAUGUUCCACAGAGAAAAGGAAAGUCUGAUUAGGAUCAUAUCAGACAUGUUCAAGCACAUACAGGAGGAAAAAGAAACUAUUGAUAAGCUAAAGGCAGAGAUGAAGAAAGAGAAACUGGAUCUGGACAUGAUGAGAUCUGACGUCCAGAAACAAUCGGACAUGUUAAAACGAGAAAAAGAGGAAAUACUGAAAGAAAAAGACAUGCUACAAAUCAUGAAAACUGAGCUACAAAAGCAGAAGGAUCACACAGACCGUCUGCUGGAUGAGAUAAACACUGAGAAAACCAACAUUAGAGAUACGUCCACCAAGGUUCAGAUGGAAAGACAAGAACUUGAGGAUGUGAUCCAUGUUGUUGCCUUGAAAGAAAAGGAACAAGAGCUAGAAAAAGAAGAUCUUGAAAAGCUCAGGAGAGAGCUGAAGCAAGAGAGGGAGGAUCUUGACAGAGCGAUUGAGACGAUGAACAAAGAGAAACUGGACUUGGACGUGAUGAGGUCUGACAUCCAGAAACAAACAGACAUAUUACAACGAAAUAAAGAAGAUAUAAUAAAAGAAAAAGACAUGUUACAAAUCACAAAGAUGGAACUACAACAGCAGAAAGAUGACACAGACCGUUUGCUGGAUGAGAUAAACACUGAGAAAACCAACAUUAGCGAUAUGUCCACCAAGGUUCAGAUGAAAAGACAAGAACUUGAGGAUGUGAUCCAUGUUGUUGCCUUGAAAGAAAAGGAACAAGAGCUAGAAAAAGAAGAUCUUGAAAAGCUCAGGAGAGAGCUGAAGCAAGAGAGGGAGGAUCUUGACAGAGCGAUUGAGACGAUGAACAAAGAGAAACUGGACUUGGACGUGAUGAGGUCUGACAUCCAGAAACAAACAGACAUAUUACAACGAAAUAAAGAAGAUAUAAUAAAAGAAAAAGACAUGUUACAAAUCACAAAGAUGGAACUACAACAGCAGAAAGAUGACACAGACCGUUUGCUGGAUGAGAUAAACACUGAGAAAACCAACAUUAGAGAUAUGUCCACCAAGGUUCAGAUGAAAAGACAAGAACUUGAGGAUGUGAUCCAUGUUGUUGCCCGGAAACAGAAUGAACAACAACUAAGAGACAGUGAGAUUGAGAGACAAACCAAAGAGCUGCAGAACUUCAAUGAUCUACUGGUGAGAGAAAGAGAAGAACUGGAAGGACUGAGGAAGGAUCUGAACAAGAAAAGAGAAGAGAAUGAAGCUGCUUUGGAUGAUGUUAGAGAACAAAGACAACAGCUGAGUCAGAUGAAAACGAGUGUGGACAUGGACAGACUGAUGCUGGACAAGGAAAGAGAUGAAAUGGAAAGAAGAGAAGAUCAACUCCUGAGGAAAAUAAACAGCAUAGAAACUCUGAGAGAUAAACUCAAACAGAUCUGUGAUGAGACACGAAAGAAAAGGGACGGAUGUGAGGAAAAGGUGGAAGAUGUGGAAAAGGUCUGUCUGGGAUUGGAACAGAAGCUCAUAGAUCUAGAUCAGGAGAGAGUAAAGAUGGAUGAUCGCAUGAAAAUCAUCGAGAAAGAAAGGGAUGAUCUCAAAGGAUUACUGUCAGAUGUGUUAAAACAAGUAGAAAAAGAGCUGAAAGAAAAGAGAGAAGAUCUGGAUAAAGAGAGAGAGAGGAUGAACAAAGAGAAACUGGAUCUGGAGAUAAAGAGGUCUGACAUCAGGAGACAAAUGGACAUGUUAGAACGAAAUAAGCAUGAUACAAUGAAGGAAAAAGCCACGUUGGAAAUAGAAAAGGCAGAGUUUCAAACCAAGAAAGACUACACAGACAACCUGCUGGAGGAGAUAAACAGAGAAAAAGCCAACAUGAUUCUACAAGUUCAGAAAGAAAAGGGUGAACUCCAGGAAACCCUGAAUAUAAUUCAUAUCAAACAGAAAGAACAAGAGCUGAGGGAGGAGGAAAUUAGAAAAGUAACAAGAGAAAUGCAAAAUCAUAUAAGCAUCGUGAUCACAGAAAGACAAAAUCUGGAGCUAAUGAGGAAAGAUUUCAACAAGAAGAAAGAAGAAGUUGAAAAAGUUGUGGACGAUGUCAGAGCAGAGAGAGAAGAACUCAGUCAAAUGAAGAUGAGUGUUGAAAAAGAGAGAAAAAUCCUGUCUGAUGAAAAGCAUAAAAUGGAAGGUGAAAUGUCUGAACUCAGAAUGAAAGAGCAUCAGAUCUCAGAGGCUGUGAAGUCAGUCGGAACUCUGAGAGCAAAACUUCAACAGAUUAAAGAUAAAAUAUCUGAACGCCAACUCGAAUUACUAAACCAAAACCAGGAGAAUUUAGUAAAAGUGGAGCAGAGGCAGAAAGCUCUCCAUGAACAAAAAGAAAUCAUGACCGAGAUAGUGGAGAAAAUCAAGAGAGAUUUAACAAGAAUAAUAAAUGAGAGAAAAAGGCAAAAAAGUCCGAAGAAAGAGCUGUUUUUGGAGAAACGAGAAGUCAAAAUGCAGGAAGAGAAAAUGGAGAGACAAGUGAUUGUAUUUGACGAACAAAAUAUUAAAGAGAAGAAGGAGAAGAUGGAGAAAACAAAGGCCGAACUACAGAAGGAGAAAAUACGUACAGAUAAGAUGCUGGAUGAAAUAAACAGAGAGAAAUCCAAUUUAAUGGAGUUGGCACUUAAGGUUAAAAUGCAAAGAAAACAAAUGCAGGAAGUACUGAUGAUGAGUGCAUUAAAACAACGUGAAGAACAGACAGAUUCAGACGUGAUGCAAGAGAGAGGAGAGCUCAAAAAAGUGAAAAAGAUGAUGAAAGAAGAGAAAGAGGAUUUAGAGAUGAUGAGAUGUGAAAUCCUGAAACAAACUAAUCUGUUACGAGCAACUAAAGAUGCAAUAAAAGAGGAGAAAGACAUGUUGGAAAUCACCAAAACUGAGCUACAAAGAUCGAAGGAGAACCUCAAGUGUCUUCUCGACGAGAUGAACAGAAAAAAUGCUGAGAUUAAAGAUAUGGUGGUUCAGGUUAGGAUGAAAAAGGAAAAACUCGGAAGCAUCUUAAAACUAAAAGAAGAGCUCAAGGAUGAAGAGAUCAGACGACAAACACAAGAAAGUGAGGAGACGAAAGUUUUGAGGAAGGAGCUCGACGAGAAGAAAAAAGAGAUGGAAGCUGCGAUGGAGAACAUCAGAACAGAGAGAGAAGAACUCAGAAAAAUGAAGGAUGAUGUUAAUAUGGACAGACAGAUGCUUGAGAAGGAGAAAGAUCAAAUGAAAACAAAAGGUCAGAUCAUGAGAAACAUAACAUCCAUGUGUGAAGAUGUUAAAAUGACUGCGUUAAAACAAAAGGAUGAUGCUGUUAGAAGACAAAUACAAGCGCUGAAAGACAAUAUGAAUGCUGUACUUGCAAAAGGAGAAGAACUGGAAGUGUUGAGGUCGGAUCUCAUUGAGAAGAAACAGGAAGUUAAAGCAGCUGUGGAUAAUUUCAGAAGAAAGAGCGAAUAUGUGAGUAAAACGAAGCCUGAAGCUGAUAAGGACAGAGAGGUUUUACAUGAAAAAGAAAGAAUUGAUGACAAACUGCCUGAGGUUCAAGUGAGAGAGGAUGAGGUACUGAGCAAAAUGAAUAUUACGGAAGCUGAGAGAGAAAAACUCAAGCAGCUGAAGACAAAGAUAUGUGAAGAUGUGGAAAACAAACGGGCACGAUUAGAAGAAAACAAUGAGCGCGUUAAAGAAGCUUGUGAUCUACUGGAGCAAAAGUGUGAAGAAUUGGAGAAAGUUAAAAAUAAAAUGUCUGAAUAUAAUGAUGCAUUUAAAAGAGAAAUGGAUGCUCGGAUUAAGAUGCUUUUGGACAAGAACCUCCAAGAAAAUGAAGGUCAAACAAAGACGCAAGUCAGCGUUAAAGAACAAGACUUCGACAAACUCAAAGCGGAAAAGAUGCCAACAAGAACGGAUUUAGACAAAGAGGAACUAGACUUGGAGUUCACUGGUUCUGAUCUCCUGAAACAAAGUCUAAUGGUAGAAGAAGAAGAUGGAAAAGGUGAAAAGGAGAAGGCAAUCACAAAGGAUGAGGGGGAAAAGGAGACAGAACACAAAGAAGUUCAAGCAGGAACGUCAGAUGUGUCGACUCAGACAGAAGACAGUGGAAGCGACCGGAAGAAAAAGGUCGAGAUAGAAAAAGACGAUCUGGAAGGACUCAAAGCAGAGACGAAACAUGACGGGGAAGAUCUUUUCAGAGUCACUGAGAUGAUGAACUUAGAGAAACUGGACUCAGAACUGAUGAGGUCUGAGAUCCAGAAACAAGUGAACACAUUAGAAGAGAACAAGCACUUUAUAGAGGAGGAAAAACGGAAGUUGGAAGAAACAAAGUACGAACUGCAGGACAAUAGAGAAAAAAUCACCUGCCUCCUUGAAGAAAUAAACAGAGAAAAAACCGAGGUGAAAGAUCUUGCACUUGAGGUUCAGAUGAAAAGAAGCCAGAUGAAAAAUGCUGUGGACUAUGUUGCUUUAAAACAAGAAGAACAACAAAGUAAAGAAAAUGAAAUCAAAAGACAAAUACGUGACCUCCAACGCUUUGAGAGCGCUGGAAGGGAAGAACUGGAACGCCUGAGGAAGCAUUUUGACAAGAAGGAAGAAGACAUUAAAGCAGCUAUUGAAGGCAUCAGAGGAGACAAAGAGGAGCUGACGAAAAUGAAAAAAGAAGUUGACGUUCAGAUGAAAACGCUUUUAAAUGAAAAGAAGCAAAUACGAGAAAGACUGCAUGAGCUCAGAACGAGAGAGGAUGAGCUCCAGAGAAAAACGGAAUCUGCUGAAAGUCUGAGAGCUAGAACGAAACAGCUGAAUGAAAGAAGAAAAGAUGAGAUUAGGAACGAAACUGACAAAUUAGAAGAAAGCAAAAAUCAGCUUUUAAAACUGUGUCGGUCAUUGGAGCAAAAAUGUGCAGAAUUGGAUCAAGAGAAAAACAAGAUGUCUGCAUGUGCUGAGACACUUCAAACAGGAAGAACAGCUUUUAUUAACGUGAUGUCAGACCUCCGAAAGCGCAAACCGGAAACUGAAUUAAAGAUGAGGGAAGAAGAGAAUGAUGCAAAACGAAAGGCAGACAUGAUGCAAGAGGGAGAAGAGAGAAAAAUGCCAAAAAGUCAGAAGAAAGAGCUGUUCAUGGAAAAACAAGAAGUCACAAUAAAGGAAAAGAAAGUGGAGAAACAAGUGAUUAUAUAUGAUGAACAAAAUAUUAAAGAGAAAAAGGAGAAGAUGGAGAAAACAAAGGCUGAACUACAGAAGGAGAAAAUAUGCACAGAUAAGAUGCUGGAUGAAAUAAACAGAGAGAAAUCCAAUUUAAUGGAGUUGGCGCUUAGGGUUAAAAUGCAAAGAAAACAAAUGCAGGAAGUAGUGAUGAUGAGUGCAUUAAAACAACGUGAAGAACAGACAGAUUCAGAUGUGAUGCAAGAGAGAGGAGAGCUCGAAAAAGUGAAAAAGAUGAAGAACGAAGAGAAAGAGGAUUUAGAGCUCAUGAGAUGUGAAAUCCUGAAACAAACUAAUCUCUUGGAAGCAGCAAAAGUUGCCAUAAAAGGGGAGAAAGACAUGUUACAAAUCACCAAGACUGAGCUACAAAGAUCGAAGGAGAACCUCAAGCGUCUUCUUGAAGAGACAAACAAAGAAAAUGCUGAGAUUAAAAAUGUGGUGUUUCAGGUUAGGAUGAAAAAGGAAAAACUUGGAAGUGUCUUAAAACCUAAAGAAGAGCUCAAGGAUGAAGAAAUGAGAAGAGAAACACAAGAACCCCAAGUUACAGAAAGUGAGGAGAUUAAAGUUUGGAGGAAGGAACUCGAGAAGAAAAAUGAGGUGGAAGCUGCCAUGGAGAACAUCAGAACACAGAGAGAAGAACUCAGUAAAAUGAAGGAUGAUGUUAAUAUGGACAGACAGAUGCUUGAGAAGGAGAAAGAUCAAAUGAAAUCCAGAGAAGAUCAGCUCCUGAGAAUCGCAACAUCCAUAGCAAAAUUCAAAGAGACAAAUAAAAAGAUGUGGGAAGAUGUUAAAAUGAAAACCUAUAGAUUAGAGCAAAACAAAAAAGCACUGGAACAAAAGCUUGCAAGCCUUGAUCGUGACAGAGAAAGCAUGGAUGGUUACGGUGAAAUGAUGACAAAACAACGGGAGAAUCUCAUAAGAACACUGUCAAAUAUGCUUAGGGAGAAAGCAGACAUGGAAAAGGAAAUGCAGCAAAAACAGUUUGAUCUUGAAAAGCUUAAAGAAGCGAUGAAUCAGGAGAGGGAGGAUCUGAACGCAGCAACUGAAUCGAUGAACAAAGAGAAAAUGGAUCUGGAUCUGAUGAGGUCCGACGUCCAGAAACAAAAAGUCAUGUUCAACCGAGAUGUAGAAGAAAUGCAGGAAGAAAAAUAUAUGUUAGAAAUCACACAAACUCAGCUCCAAAAGCAGAUCCAUGCUGUUGAACUGAAAGAAAAAGAACAAGAACAUAAAGACAGCGAGAUUGCGAGACGAACCAAAGAGCUGCAGAACUCCAAUGAUCUACUGGUGAGAGAAAGAGAAGAACUGGAAGGACUGAGGAAGGAUCUGAACAAGAACAGAGAAGAGAACGAAGCUGCUUUGGAUGAUGUUAGAGAACAAAGACAACAGCUGAGUCAGAUGAAGACGAGUGUGGACAUGGACAGACUGAUGCUGGACAAGGAAAGGGAGGAAAUGGAAAGAAGAGAAGAUCAGCUCCUGAGGAAAAUACACAGCAUAGAAACUCUGAGAGAUAAACUCAAGCAGAUCUGUGAUGAGACACGAAAGAAAAGGGACGGAUUUGAGGAAAAGGUGGAAGAUGUGGAAAAGGUCUGUUUGGGAUUGGAACAGAAGCUCAUAGAUCUAGAUAAGGAGAGAGCAAAGAUAUAUGAUCACAUGAAAAUGAUGAAGAAAGAAAGGGAUGACCUGAAAGGAUUACUGUCAGAUGUAUUAACACAGAGAAAACAAGUAGAAAAAGAGCUGAAAGAAGAGAAAGAAGAUCUGGAUAAAGAGAGAGAAAGGAUGAACAAAGAGAGACUGGAUCUGGACAUGAUGAGAUCUGAUGUCCAGAAACAAAGUCAGCUUUUACAGCAUCAGAAACAGACCAUAGAACGUGGACUAAAGAGUUUGGAAAUCACCACAUCUGAGAUACAAAAGCAGAAAGAACACACAGACAGUUUAAUGGACGAGAUAAACUCUGAUAAAACCAACAUUAAAGACCUUGUUCUUCAGGUUCAGAGACAAAAAGAUGAAACUGAGACUCUAAUAAAAACCGUUGCUUCGAAGGAAAAAGAACAAGCACUAAAGGACGAGAACAUCAAAAGAGAAACCGUAGAACUAGAGAACAGCAGGAUCACUUUCUUAGCAGAAAGAGAAGAACUGGAAGAGUUAAGAAGAAAUCUGAAUAAAUGCAAAGAAGAGGUGGAAGCUGCCAUAGAUAGUAUCAACGCAGAGAAAAACCAGCUCGUUAAAAUGAAAACUGAAGUUGACACAGAAAGACAAAAGCUUUUGAUUGAAAAAGAUGAAAUCCAGGAUCUUAAGUGUAUGAUAGAACAGAGAGAAGAGGAGGGAAAUCAAAUGCAUCGAAAACUGCUCAUGGAAAAACAAGAUCUGGAAAAACUAAAUGUAGCGCUGAGGGAAGAGAGAGAAGAUCUGGAUAAAGAACGAGAAAAAAUUAACAAAGACAAACUGAACCUGAAGAUGAUGAGAUCUGACAUUCAGAGACAAAUGGACGUGUUAGAAGGAGCCAAAAACAUGAUUAAAAAGGAAGCAGACACGUUGGUAAUGGCAAAGACUGAGCUGCAGAACAAGAUGGAAAACUUUGUCACUAUCAUUCAUGGUAUAAUGAAAGAGAAAACCAAGAUCCAAGAUUUAUUGUUUCAGAUUCAGACAGAAAGAGAUAAACUUAAACGUGUUUUCAACCUGUUUGCACUGAAACAACAAGAGCAAAAAUCAAAGGACGAAGAGAUUAAAACUCAAACCUAUGAACUGCAAAUAAUCCAAAGUGCUGUAUCUGCAGAAAGAGAAGAAGUGGAACGUUUAAGGAAGGAUUUCAGCAAGAGGAAAGAAGAGGUUGAAGCUGCAAUGGAGAACGUCAGAUCAGAGCGAGAACAAAUUCAUCAAAUGAAGACAGACCUAAACAAGGAGAAAGAAACAUUUAUGGGUGAAAAAGCUCAAGUGGAAUUAAAAUGGUGUGAGUUGAAAAAGAAAGAGGGUGAAUUUAUGAGUCAAAUGAAACGUGUCGAAGCCCUGGUGGUAAAACUUCAGCAGCAGAAUGAAAGGACGACAGAAGACACCAAAGACGUAGUCAUCAGAACGGAGCAAAAUGAUGAGUACAUAAAAAGACUUAAAACUGUGUUGCAGCAAAACCGUGCAGCUCUGGAUGAACAUAAGGAAACGAUGAGAUGUUACACCAAGACAAUAGAGAAAGUAAAGGCAGGGCUCAGUCGUAUACGGUCAGAUGUGGACAUGUACAAAGAAGAGGAGGAAAAGGUUCUAAAGGACAAAAAAGAUCUUGCAAAACUCCGGUCGGAGACAGAGCAUAAGAGGGAGGAUCUUGAAAAAGAGAAACUGGACUUCGAGAUGAUUAAGUCUGACAUCCAGAAACAAUUUAAUACAUUAGAACAAGAUAAACGUUACAUAAAGAAUGAAAAACAGAAGUUGGAAUUCACAAAGGCUGAGCUGGAAAAGAGGAGAGAACAUGCAGAAAGUCUGUUUGAGCACAUAAAGACCGAGAAAAGCCACAUGAAAGAACUAGCUCUUCAAGUUCAGGUGAAACAAAAUGAGAUUCAGGAUGCUGUCGAUGCCAUCACUUCAAAAGAGAAAGAACAACAACUGAAGGAAGAUGAAAUAAAAGUGAAGAUGCAAGAGCUGGAAAACAGAAGGAGGAAUUUGCAAGCAGAAAGGGAAGAACUGGAAGUGUUAAGGACCGUUCUACAUGAAAAGGAAACAGAAGUUAGAGCAGCCGUGGAUGACAUGGAUGAAGAGAGAAAAUGGCUUCAUACAAUAACAGCUGAAUGCAUCAAGAACAGAGAAAUGCUUUCAUGUGAAAAGGAAAGAAUGGAAGCAGAACAAUCUGAGCUCAAGAUGAGAGAAGAAGAGUUUAUGAGUAAAAUGAAGUUGGUUCAGUUUAUGAGAGAAAAACUCAAACAACUGAAUGAAAGAAAAUGUGAGGAGAUUGAGAAUAAAAUGAAGACAUUACUGCAAAACAAUCAGCGUGUUCUGAAGCUCUGCACCGUACUGGAACAAAAGCUGACGGAUAAUAAAUAUAAAGAAAACACAGCGUAUUACAUGGAUCAGUUAGAGACAGAAAAGUGCAAUCUGAUGAGAGUUGUGUCAGAUAUUACCAUGCAGAGACAAGAAAUGAGAAAUGAACAGAGGAAAAUGCUUGAAAUGGAAGCCGACAUCAGAGAUAAGGCCGUCGAGGUCGAGAGAAAAAGGCAGGAACUUGAGGAUGUGAUCAAUGUCAUUGCCUUGAAAGAAAAGAAGCAAGAGAUGGAAAGAGAAGAUCUUGAAAAGCUCAAGAAAGAGAUGAAGCAGGAGAGGGAGGAUCUUGACAGAGCGAUUGAGACGAUGAACAAAGAGAAACUGGACUUGGACGUGAUGAGGUCUGACAUCCAGAAACAAACAGACAUAUUACAACGAGAUAAAGAAGAAAUAAUCCAAGAAAAAGACAUGUUACAAAUGACAAAGACGGAGCUACAACAGCAGAAAGAUGACACAGACUGUCUGCUGGAUGAGAUAAACACUGAGAAAACCAACAUUAGAGAUAUGUCCACCAAGGUUCAGAUGAAAAGACAAGAACUUGAGAAUGUGAUCCAUGUUGUUGCCCGGAAACAGAAGGAACAACAGCUUAAAGACAGUGAGAUUGAGAAACAAACCAAAGAGCUGCAGAACUCCAAUGAUCUACUGGUGAGAGAAAGAGAAGAACUGGAAGGACUGAGGAAGGAUCUGAACAAGAACAGAGAAGAGAACGAAGCUGCUUUGGAUGAUGUUAGAGAACAAAGACAACAGCUGAGUCAGAUGAAAACGAGUGUGGACAUGGACAGACUGAUGCUGGACAAGGAAAGAGAUGAAAUGGAAAGAAGAGAAGAUCAACUCCUGAGGAAAAUAAACAGCAUAGAAACUCUGAGAGAUAAACUCAAGCAGAUCAGUGACGAGGCACGAAAGAAAAGGGACGGAUUUGAGGAAAAGGUGGAAGAUGUGGAAAAGGUCUGUCUGGGAUUGGAACAGAAGCUCAUAGAUCUAGAUCAGGAGAGAGUAAAGAUGGAUGAUCGCAUGAAAAUGAUGGAGAAAGAAAGGGAUGAUCUGAAAGGAUUACUAUCAGAUGUGUUAAAACAGAGAAAACAAGUAGAAAAAGAGCUGAAGGAAGAAAGAGAAGAUCUGGAUAAAGAGAGAGAAAGGAUGAACAAAGAGAAACUGGAUCUGGAGAUGAUGAGACUGGACAUCCAGAAACAAAUGGACAUGUUAAAACAAAAGAAACUAGACUUAAUGAAGGAAAAAGACAUGUUGGAAAUGGAAAAAGCCAAUUUCCAAAAGAAGAAAGACUAUGUUGAUGAUCUAGAAGAUAAGACAGACACUGACAAAGUUCAUGUGGUUCUUAAAGAUCUGGAAAAACUCAAAGCAGAGCUGAAAGAAAAGACAGAUGAUCUGGAUAAAGAAAGAGAGAUGAUUAAUAAAGAGAAAAUGGACCUGGAGAUGAUGAGAUCUGAUAUUCAGAAACAAAUGGACAUGUUAGAACAAAAGAAACUAGACUUAAUGAAAGAAAAAGACACACUGGAAUGUGAAAAGGCUGAUUUCCAACAGAAAAUAAAAUACAAUCUGUCUGAUGAUCUAAAAACUGACAAAGCCAUCAUCGUAAUUCAAGAAAGUCUCAAGAAAGAUGUAGACGAACAAGACCCUGAAAAGUGGAAACAUGAGAAAGAAGAUCUGGAUAAAGAGAGAGAAAUGAUUAACAAAGAGGAACUGGACUUGGAGAAGCUGAGGUUUGACAUCCAGAAACAAAUGGACAUGUUAGAACAAAAGAAACUAGACUUAAUGAAGGAAAACGAUAUGCUGGAAAUGGAAAAAGCUGAUUUCCAAAAGAAGAAAGACUAUGACGAUGAUCUAGAAGAUAAGACGGACACUGACAAAGCUGAUGAGGUUCUUAAAGAUCUGGAAAAACUCAAAGCAGAGCUGAAAGAAAAGACAGAUGAUCUGGAUAAAGAAAGAGAGAUGAUUAAUAAAGAGAGAAUGGACCUGGAGAUGAUGAGAUCUGAUAUUCAGAGACUAAUGGACAUGUUAAAACAAAACAAACUAGAUUUAAUGAAGGAAAAAGACACGAUGGAAGGUGAAAAGACUGAUUUCCAACAGAAGAGUUUGUUUGAUGAUCUAAAAACUGACAAAGACACCGUUGCUGUUCAAGUUCAGAAAGAAAGAGAUGAACAAGAUCUUGAAAAACUCAAAGCAGAGCUGAAGGAUGAGAAAGAAGAUUUGGAUAAAGAGAGAGAGAAGAUAAACAAAGAGAGACUGGAUCUGGAGAAGAUGAGAUCUAACAUCCAGAAACAAAUGGACAUGUUAGAACAAAAGAAACUAGAUUUAAUGAAGGAAAAAGACAUAUUAGAAGGUGAAAAGGCUGAUUUCCAACAGAAGAUAAAACCGAGUCUGUCUGAUGAUCUAAAAACUGACAAAGCCACCAUUGUAAAUCAAGAAAGUCUCAAGAAAGAUGUAGACCAACAAGUCCCUGAAAAGUGGAAACAUGAGAGAGAAGAUCUGGAUAAAGAGAGAGAAAUGAUGAACAAAGAGAAACUGGACUUGGAGAAGCUGAGGUUUGACAUCCAGAGACAAAUGGACAUGUUAGAACAAAAGAAACUAGACUUAAUGAAGGAAAAAGACAUGUUGGAAAUGGAAAAGGCUGAUUUCCAAAAGAAGAAAGACUAUGUUGAUGAUCUAGAAGAUAAGACAGACACUGACAAAGCCGAUGUGGUUCUUAAAGAUCUCGAAAAACUCAAAGCAGAGCUGAAAGAAAAGACACAUGAUCUGGAUGAAGAGAGAGAGAUGAUCAAUAAAGAGAAAAUGGACCUGGAGAUGAUGAGAUCUGAUAUCCAGACACAAAUGGACAUGUUAGAACAAAAGAAACUAGACUUAAUGAAAGAAAAAGACACAUUGGAGCGUGAAAAGGCUGAUUUCCAACCGAAGAUAAAACCCAGUCUGUCUGAUGAUCUAAAAACUGACAAAGCCACCAUUGUAAUUCAAGAAAGUCUCAAGAAAGAUGCAGACGAACAAGACCCUGAAAAGUGGAAACAUGAGAAGGAAGAUCUGGAUAAAGAGAGAAAAAUGAUGAACAAAGAGAAACUGGACUUGGAGAAGCUGAGGUUUGACAUCCAGAAACAAAUGGACAUGUUAGAACAAAAGAAACUAGACUUAAUGAAAGAAAAAGACAUGCUGGAAAUGGAAGAGGCUGAUUUCCAACAGAAGAGUUUAUUUGAUGAUCUAAAAACUGACCAAGACACCGUUGCUGCUCAAGUUCAGAAAGAAAGAGAUGAACAAGAUCUUGAAAAGUUGAAAGAUGGGAAAGAGGAUAUGGAUAAAGAGAGAGAUGAACAAGAUCUUGAAAAACUCAAAGCAGAGCUGAAGGAAGAGAGAGAAGAUUUGGAUAAAGAGAGAGAGAAGAUAAACAAAGAGAGACUGGAUCUGGAGAAGAUGAGAUCUAACAUCCAGAAACAAAUGGGCAUGUUAGAACAAAAGAAACUAGAUUUAAUGAAGGAAAAAGACACAUUGGAAGGUGAAAAGGCUGAUUUCCAACAGAAGACUUUAUUUGAUGAUCUAAAAACUGAAAAAGCCACAAUCGUUCCUCAAGAAUGUCUCAAGAAAGAUGUAGACCAACAAGACCCUGAAAAGUGGAAACAAGAGAGAGAAGAUCUGGAUAAAGAGAGAGAAAUGAUGAACAGAGAGAAACUGGACUUGGAGAAGCUGAGGUUUGACAUCCAGAGACAAAUGGAUAUGUUAGAACAAAAGAAACUAGACUUAAUGAAGGAAAAAGACAUGCUGGAAAUGGAAAAGGCUGAUUUCCAAAAGAAGAAAGACUAUGUUGAUGAUCUAGAAGAUAAGACAGACACUGACAAAGCUAAGGAGGUUCUUAAAGAUCUUGAAAAACUCAAAGCAGAGCUGGAAGAAAGAACAGAUGAUCUGGAUAAAGAAAGAGAGAUGAUUAACAAAGAAAAACUGGAUCUGGAGAUGAUGAGAUCUAACAUCCAAAAACAAAUGGACAUGUUAGGACAAAAGAAACUAGACUUAAUGAAGGAAAAAGACAUGAUGGAAGGUGAAAAGGCUGAUUUUCAACAGAAGAUAAAAUACAGUCUGUUUGAUGAUCUAGAAACUGACAAAGCUACCGUUGCUAUUCAAGUUCAGAAAGAAAGAGAUGAACAAGAUCUUGAAAAGUUGAAUGAUAGAAAAGAUCUGGAUAAAGAGAGAGAAAUUAUGAUUGAAGAGAAACUGGACCUGGAGAAGCUGAGAUCUGACAUCCAGACACAAAUGGACAUGUUAGAACAAAAGAAACUAGAAUUAAUGAAAGAAAAAGACACACUGGAAUGGGAAAAGGCUGAUUUCCAAAAGAAGAAUCUGUCUGAUGAUCUAAAAACUGACAAAGCCACCGUUGUUAUUCGAGAAAGUCUCAACAAAAAUGUAGACCAACAAGACCCCGAAAAGUGGAAGCAUGAGAGAGAAGAUCUGGAUAAAGAGAGAGAAAUGAUGAACAAAGAGGAUCUGGACUUGGAGAAGCUGAGGUUUGACAUCCAGAGACAAAUGGACAUGUUAGAACAAAAGAAACUAGACUUAAUGAAGGAAAAAGACAUGUUGGAAAUGGAAAAAGCCGAUUUCCAAAAGAAGAAAGACUAUGUUGAUGAUCUAGAAGAUAAGACAGACACUGACAAAGCUGAUGAGGUUCUUAAAGAUCUGGAAAAACUCAAAGCAGAGCUGAAAGAAAAGACAGAUGAUCUGGAUAAAGAAAGAGAGAUGAUUAAUAAAGAGAAAAUGGACCUGGAGAUGAUGAGAUCUGAUAUUCAGAAACAAAUGGACAUGUUAGAACAAAAUAAACUAGAUUUAAUGAAGGAAAAAGACACAUUGGAAGGUGAAAAGACUGAUUUGCAACAGAAGAGUUUGUUUGACGAUCUAAAAACUGACAAAGUCACCGUUGCUGUUCAAGUUCAGAAAGAAAGAGAUGAGCAUGAUCUUGAAAAGUUGAAAGAGGAUAUGGACAAAGAGAGAGAUGAACAAGAUCCUGAAAAACUCAAAGCAGAGCUGAAGGAUGAGAAAGAAGAUUUGGAUAGAGAAAGAGAGAAGAUAAACAAAGAGAGACUGGAUCUGGAGAUGAUGAGAUCUAACAUCCAGAAACAAAUGGACAUGUUAGAACAAAAGAAACUGGAAUUAACGAAGGAAAAAGACACAAUGGAAGGUGAAAAGGCUGAUUUCCAACAGAAGAGUCUGUCUGAUGAUCUAGAAAUUGACAAAGCUACCAUCGUAAUUCAAGAAAGUCUCAAGAAAGAAGUAGACGAACAAGGCCCUGAAAGGUUGAAAGAUGAGAGAGGAGAUCUGGAUAAAGAGAGAGAGAAGAUAAACAAAGAGAAACUGGAUCUGGAGAAGAUGAGAUCGAACAUCCAGAAACAAAUGGACAUGUUAGAACGAAAGAAACAAGAUGUAAAGGAUCAAAAUGUCAAUAUUGAUGAGAGAACAAACAUUAAAGAUCUGGCAUUUCAGAUUAUGACACAAAGACUUGAAAGUAUGAAGAAUACGAUUGAUGUGACACAAAAAGAACAAGAGAAACAGAAUAAUGAGGUUCUUAAACUAACAGAAGAACUACAAAAUAAUCUGAGCACUGUUUUAUCAGACAGAAAAGAGCUGGAACAAAUGAGGAAAGAUCUCGAACUAAAGAAAAAGGACAUUAAAGCAUCAGCGGAAAGAAUCAGAGAAGAGACAGAACAGCUGAUUCAGAUGAAGACAGAACUCACAAAAGAAAAAGAAAGUUUAUUGAAUGAAAGAAAACAGAUGGAAAACUAUGGAAAAUACUUGGAAAGUCUCUGUGUCAAACUCAAACGGCUACGUGAACGAAAAAGCGAAAAUGUGAAAAGCAAAAUGCGGCAAUUAGAAGAACAGGAUAGAAAAGUUUUACAACUUUGCACUUUAUUGGAGCAAAAGUGUAAAGAGCUGGAUCGAGAGAAACAGAAGGUGGCAGUGUGUAGGGACGUGAUUCUGAGAGAAAAAGAAAGUUUAAACAAAAAAGGGCAAUAUGUUGACAGGACAGAGUUUGAUCUGAAGCAAUUUGACGCAUUACAAAAAGAAAAACAAGAUGUGGAAGAAGACAAAGUCAUGUUGGAAAUCACUAAAGAGCAGCUGCAGUUCAACGAAGAGAAGCUCGUUGGUGUCCUUGAUGAGAUAAACAAAGAGAAAGUCAAUAUUAAAGAGCUGGGUGAAGAAGUCCAGAAAGGUAGAGUCAGACUGGAGGAGGUUAUCGAUGAACCGGUGAAGAGAAGUCACGCCAUAGAGGAAGAAAGAGAAGAAAUGGGUCGUCUGAGGAGGGAAAAAGAAGAAGUUAAAGCAGCGACGGAGGAUGUCAAUGAAGAGAAAGGAGGACUAGGUCAAAAAAUGAGGAUCAGGAUAGAAGAAGGACUGUUGGAUGAAAAGGAUGAAAAAGUAAGAGACCUGCCUGUGCUGAAAAUAAUAAAACAGCAACUAAAACGGCUGAAUGAACAGAUAUGUAAAGACAACAAAAGUAAAAUGGAUCAAUUAGAACAAAGUACAAAAUAUAUACAACAUGUGUUUGCUGCAUUGGAGCAAAAACUUGAAGAACUUAAUGAAAUGAAAGAAAAUGUGGCUUCAUACACUGAGCUGUUGAAGAAAGAAAAGACAAGUUUGAUAAACAGAUCAUCAGGCGCGGAAAUGAAAAGGAAGUCAGCGGAAGGUCUUAAAGAAUCCAAAGAAAAGUUGGAGUUGGUGGAGUUUGACCUCCAGAAACAAACUGAAAUAUUCGAACAAAUUCAACAAAACAUAGAAAAUGACAAAGAAGAGCUGCGAAAAGAGAGAGAAAAGCUCUGGGAUGAGACGAACUAUGACAAAGAGCGACUCGAUCACAUGAAAGCGAAUAUUGAGAAGGAAAAAGAAUUGCUUUUGGAUGAAAAAAGCAGGUUGGGGGAAGAGGUGUCUCGUCUGAAAAUGAGAGAAAAUCGACUUUUAGAUGCGUUUGACACUGUGAGAAUCCUGGCAGCUCGACUCAAACAGCUGAACCAAAGAGCACACGGCGAAGUCCAAAUGAAUAUGACAAAACUGGAGCUGAAAAAUGGAGACAUGCUCCGGCUGAACAGGGCAAUUAAAGAAAAAUGUGAUGAAAUCGGCGGCUACUGCGACAUGGUACAGAGGGAGAAGAAAUGUGCAGCGAUGAAGCGUGACAAGGCCGUACAAACCGAGGAAGAAACACAAGAUUUGAUAAAAGAGGCCGGAUUUGAAAAACACCAUCCAGACCGAGACGGUAAAGCUGUAAAGGCAGAUCAGCAGGUAAAAGUAGAAGAAGCGGAACAGGAAGACAAGCAUCCAGGUGCAAAGCAAGAUUUAUCCAGACGGGACUAUUUACGGCAGCUGUGGAAGGAGACCAACAGGGAACGAAAAGAGAUUGAUCUGAUGAGGCGAAGAGGCCAUGAGAUGAAAAACAACCUGGAGAACAAACUGAAGGUGAUCGACCGGUUCGUUAAGAAAAAUCUGUCAUCUAAAGAGACGGAAAAAGUGGGAAAAUCUACAGAAACGAAACAAAGACUAGAAGAGGAACCAUGUCAGACUGAGCAGGAGAGAAACCGCUUCACGUUAGAUGGAAAAUACACAGAAUUAGAACAACUUCAGGCUCAGAUGCUCAGUGAGAUCGACAAACUCAACGCCAGAAAAGAAGCCUACAGGACGCUGAAAACUAGAGACAAAGCCAAUCAGACUUUCCAAACAGAUGCAGAUAAAACUCUUGCGGAGGAUUCUACGGAAACCUCUAAAGCAGACGGAGGCGAAGUUGACACGUCUAGCGGACUUUUGUGUCAGAUCCGACAUUACUGCUACCGCUGCUGCUGCCCCUGCUGCUCCUGCUGCAACCAAGUGUGUCCAGAAAACACAUAAAACCAUCAAUAACACACCGGUUCUACUGUUCGCACACAAGUAUUUUAUGCAAUUGGAACACUUGUACAUUAGUUAUUUCUUUUUUUUUUAAUCAGCUACGGCUGCAGUUUAUUAAAACACGAUCUGUUUUGACAGUUACAAAUACCGAAAAUGUAUAAAUUAAAAGCUAAGUUUGCAGUAAAUUAUAUGACUACAAAGUGUAUCUUACAGCAGAGUAAUGAAUAAGUAAGCUCUCUUCAAAUAUGAGUAUAAAUGUGUGUGUAGGAAAAGGUUCUGCACCAUUUCUUGCUUGUUUGCAUCUUAAUUAUACAUUAAAAUAAAUGAUUACUCAGUAGAAAUAGCAGCUCUUAAUAAUGCAACUGUCAAUGAAAAGUAUUUACUCAAUAAUAAGUGAUAUAUACAGUGCAUUGGAUAUGGACAAGCCAUCUAAUAAAAGUUAUUAGGUAUGGAAAAUCUGUAAAAAAAACAAAAAAAAACAUAUUUCAUAUGCACAAAUGCAGAAAUCAUGUUAAAUGUUUGCCUCUUGCUGUGAAAUAAAAUGAUCCAAAACAA
Messenger RNA from Sphaeramia orbicularis (orbiculate cardinalfish), 36187 nucleotides. RefSeq names its product nuclear anchorage protein 1. The record is from RefSeq and is a predicted model, not a curated record. Gene Ontology annotation, biological process: regulation of apoptotic process. Bases 146 to 35635 code for a protein of 11829 amino acids. The transcript is spliced from 5 exons. NCBI's taxonomy places the organism in Eukaryota, Metazoa, Chordata, Actinopteri, Kurtiformes, Apogonidae.